AUGUUAUUAAUACUAUAUGCUUCGAUAAUACUAGAAAUUAUUCCACAUUCUGGAUAUGGUGAUAAAACAACACAGGAAGAAAGAAUUGAUGAAGUACUUUCGAAAGCAAUGAAUGAUGCGCAUCAAACGUUCAAUGAGCUAAAACAAUAUAAUGAACCACUUCUGUUGCAAAACAAAAGUCGAACCAUUCAUAUUGAUGGCACUAAAUCAGCCAGUGCUUUACCGGUCAUUUUAAACCAUAUUCGUAAAUAUUGUCCAUUGUAUAAAAUUGAAUGCUCCACUAAUAAAUACCGUACUAUCGAUGGUACUUGCAAUAAUAUUAUGCAUCCUAAUUGGGGUGCUUAUGGUGCUCCGAUGCAACGUAUCAUUCAACAGUUUUACGCCGAUGGAAUUGAUGAAUUUCGUGUUUCGAUUGUUGAUAAUAGUGAAUUACCGAAUGUUCGAUACUUAUCAAAUUUAUUCUUCGUCAAGAAGCAAUCACCAACAUUGAAAGUAAAUAUGCUAAAUGCUCUUUGGGCACAUUUUGUUUACAUGGAUUUAGUGCAUAUUGGAAAUCUUCAAUUAUUCAAUGAUGAUGAGCAAAUUCCACUAUCAUGUUGUGCACCAGAAAUUAAACAAUAUCCGGAGUGUAAAUCAAUUAUAGUACCAAAAAAUGACCCCAACUAUUCUGAUUUCCUCAGUUGCUUACCUUAUACGCGUACCACUCCAGCACCACGACCCGAAUGUGAAUUGGGUCCACGUGAACAAGCUAAUCAGGUUACUAGUUUUCUCGAUGCUAGUGUUAUUUAUGGUAGUACCAUAAAACGAGCACAUGCAUUGAGGACAUUUAGAAGUGGUCGCAUAUUAACAAAUUCCGAUCCAUUAAAUCAAAAUAUGCCAUCAACGAUUAACUUAUUGUGCAGCAUACUGAAAAUCAGCCCUGAAUGCGAUUUAUAUAAUAAUUAUCAUACAUUCGUUAGUGAUUCCGAUCAUUUAAACUUCUUACCAACAUCUGUUACUAUUCUUCAUACCAUUUGGAUACGUCAACAUAAUCGAAUUGCCACAAAUUUAAAGAUAAUGAAUCCGCAUUGGUCUGAUGAGCAAUUGUAUCAGGAAAGUCGACGAAUAGUUAUCGCACAAUUACAACAUAUCACUUAUAAUGAAUUUUUGCCAAAUCUGAUUGGCAAAGAAAAUUGGUUAAAGUUUGAAUUACAAUCACAAUCUUAUGGAUAUAGUAAAGAAUAUAAUCAAAGCAUGGAUCCUACUGUCAUCAAUACAUACGCUGCUGCUGCUGGACAAUUUUUCUUCACAAUGUUCGACAAGCAUCUUACAUGGUACAGAGAUGAUAGCAUUAAAAUACUUGAACGACAGUUAGAGGAAUAUUUCAAUGAUCCGGGAUUACUUUUCUCAAAGGAUCAAAUUAGAGAAAUAUUGAAAUAUGUGUUACAUGAGCCAAUCAAUGGACCUAUGGUUUACAUGAAUGAUGAAUUUCGUAAUAAAUUUUUUGAAGGGAAAAAAUUUUUGGGAUAUGAUCUUGCAGCAUUAAUUCUACAAAUGGGCCGUGAUCAUGGUAUUCCACCGUAUACUGUAUGGCGAGAAUAUUGUGGUGGUAGUAAGAUUCAAUCAUUUGAUGAUUUAAUGGAUGAUCUAAUUGGUGGGAUGGAAUUAAUAAACCAACUAGCAAAAAUGUACAAAACAGUUGACGAUAUGGAUUUAUUCUUACUUGGUUUAGCUGAGAAGCCACUUCAUGAUGCACUUCUUGGACCAACAUUUAGUUGUAUCAUUUCAUUACAAUUUCAAAAGACAAAAGAAGGUGAUCGUUAUUGGUAUGAGCAUUUAGCAGAAUCAGGUUUUACAAACGAGCAAUUAGAUGAAAUUCGUAAAACAACAAUGGCGAAAAUAUUGUGUAAUAAUGUGGAAUAUUUCGAUAUGGUACAACCAAGAGUAUUCGAAUUAACGAAUAACUAUGACAAUUAUCUAACUCAUUGUAAUGAAACAUUACAAACGGAUAUGAAUAUUAGCAAAUGGAUUGAUUAUAAAUUACAUGAUGAGAUAAAAUUAUCACUAACAAAAGCGACAAUUGAGAAUGCAGUUGAAAUUGCUUUAGAAGAAGUUAAAAAACGCCGUCAACGUGAACGAGAAAAUAUUCAAAAAUAUCAGGAUAUGUUUCAAUCUGGCGAUCCGCAACUAUCGUAUGCUAAAAUGAUGCGACCAAAAGAUGAGGCUAUUGCGAUCGCUGGAGUAUCUGAUGUAUUUCUGCAGGUUACUAAAAAUCUAGUGUCUAACAAUGGAUCAGAAAGUAGUAAACAGUUGAGAAAAUUGAGUAUUAAUGAAAUGCAAAAUUUGCUGCAACAGAUUGACGUUAGCCCGUUUGUUAGCAGAAUUGAACAAUUUUUUGAAUAUGAUGUAUCAAUAGAGGAAAAGUGUUUGCCAAAAAUGUUGCCAUGUGACGAGAACACUCCAUACCGGACAAUAUCCGGUUGGUGCAAUAAUCUUCGAAAUCCUCAUUUCGCUAACGCUUUCGGUCCAUUGAUUCAUCUUCUCCCACCAGCUUAUGAAGAUGGAAUUGAUAUGCCACGAUCGAAAUCUGUAACAGGUGAAUUGCUACCAUCACCACGUGUUAUAUCAAAUACGCUACACUUUGAUUUACCAAUCAGUCAUCAAAGUUAUAGCCAUAUGAUUAUGCAAUUCGGUCAAAUUCUCGAUCAUGAAGUGACACAUUCACCGAUUGAACGUGGGCCAGAUAAUGAGAUAUUGAAUUGUACACGAUGUGAUUCACAUGAAACUCUCUCAAUGAAUUGCAUGCCAUUACCGAUACCAUCUAAUGAUCCAUUUUUUCCAACACAUGAUGAAAAUGGUGAACGACGAUGUCUUCCAUUUACUCGAUCACUUCUUGGACAAUUAAAUCUUGGCUAUCGUAAUCAAAUCAAUCAGUUAACAGCAUAUUUGGAUGGUUCAGCGGUAUAUGGUUCCACAGAAUGUGAAGCAAAAAAAUUGCGUAUUUUUGUUGGCGGACGUCUUAACACUACCAAUCUUGGCGUGUUCAAUUCAGAAGCAUUACCACAAGGUGAUCAGGAGCAAGAUUGCCGUUCCACACCGGAAUUCAUGUGUUUUGUUGCUGGUGAUGAGCGUAAUAGUCAUCAACCUGGCCUUACAACAAUGCAUAAUAUAUUUUUGCGAGAGCAUAAUCGAAUUGCUCGAAAAUUAGAAGAAAUGAAUCCAUCUUGGGAUGAUGAACGUAUUUAUCAAGAAACAAGACGAAUUGUAGGAGCAGAAUUUGCUCAUAUAACUUAUAAUGAAUAUCUUCCGCUAUUGCUCGGAAAUCGAUUGAUGCAUCAAUAUGAUUUGAAUAUCCGUAAAAUUGGUUAUUAUCAUGGUUACGAUGACAAAUGUGAUGCAUCAAUAUCGCAUCCAUUUUCGACAUCUGCAUUUCGUUUCGGUCAUACUUUGGUUCGUCGAUUUUUUUCGCGUUUUGAUGCUUCCUAUACGAAUUUCACUGAACCUGUUGAUCUGGUAGAAAAUUUCAAUUCUGUUGAAGCGAUUUAUGAUAGUAAACGAGGUAGCAUCGAUUCAUUACUUAUUGGCUUAAUUGGUACACCAUCAAUGGCUUUCGAUAGGCAUAUCACCACUGCAUUACGGAAUCAUUUGUUUGGUAGACGAGGAGAGCCACUUUCUGGAAUGGAUCUUAUAAGCUUGAAUAUAUUAAGAGGCCGCGAUCAUGGUGUACAACCUUACAACGCUUAUCGGGAACUUUGCGGUAUUGGUGCAGCAAAAGAUUUCACUGAUUUAUUAAAUGAAAUGGAUGAAUCAGUUGUGGAAGCAUUAAAAAGUUUAUAUAAAACAGUGAAUGAUAUCGAUUUAUUUCCUGGAUUAUUCUGUGAAAAACCUAUGAAAGGUGCUCUUUUACCACCAACAAUGGCAUGCAUUAUCGCAGAACAAUUUCAUCGUAUAAAAAAAUGUGAUCGAUUUUAUUAUGAAAAUGAUUUGUAUGCAACGCGUUUUUCACCAAGACAACUUAAUGAAAUCAGGAAAGUAACAUUAGCUUCACUUUUAUGUACCAAUAGUCGAAUGCUAAGAAAUAUACAACCAAAUGUAUUUAUAUUACCUGAUGAAUUCCUAAAUGCUCCAAUUUCAUGUGAUCAUUUCAAACAUAUCAAUUUGGAUCAAUGGCUUGAUCAACCUCUUUGUUAUGUCAGUAAUAUAGUAAUGACACCAAAUGUAACAAAACGUAUAUCACCUUGUCAAUCUUGCUUGUGUACCACCAAAGGAUUUCAAUGUGUUACCGAAACGAUCACAAACUGUGUGGCUCUCGUCAGCCAGUAUCCUUUCGAUGAAAUCAUAAAGGAUACUGCCUGCAUGGCACAAUGUGCUCAUUUAUUUUGGGAGAAAACUUAA
Messenger RNA from Cercopithifilaria johnstoni, 4374 nucleotides. Lineage: Eukaryota; Metazoa; Nematoda; Chromadorea; Rhabditida; Onchocercidae. The record is from the annotation of a GenBank genome assembly.